CGUGAAACGUCAGUGUCAUUCUCAUUAGGAUUUUUGUCAAUAAAUCAAAAAUAUCAUGUAAUAAUAAUUUAAUUUAGCUUUGUCCUUUAUUAUUUUUGUGUGUGAAAGCGUAUUUUGGGCGGAGGCGGUUCAGUGGUGGUUUUGGUUGAAAAAAGUCACAUCGGAGCGCUGCUAAAAUGUUCACGUUUUUUGUGAAAUUGUGAAUUAAUUGCGGCAAACUUUUCGUUUCAGCUAAAAUGUACAGCUGUAGCCAUUUAGCGACAGCGACGAACAUUCCCAUCGCAAACAUCCUCAAUUCGAUCGAGAGGCCCGUCUGUGCCGACUGUGGCUGCACGAAACCGAACUUAUGGAUCUGCCUGUUUUCCAACUGUUUGCAGAUCUGUUGUGGGGAGAAAUUCAACGAUCACAGCACUAUCCAUAAUUCCAAAAACCCCACACAUUGCAUUCACAUGAACCUCGUAACGAAACGAAUAUGGUGUUACGAGUGCAAAGGCGAAGUCUUCAUGGAGCAACCAUCUGCCGUUUCCUCCACCGUUCCCUCAUACGACAGCGAUCCAGAAAUGGAAGGUUGCACCUACAAAUCGCGCGAUUCCGGUCAUGGCAGCUACAGCACCCUUCGUACGAACACUCCAGAACGAAUGAACGUCUUCGCUUUCGAAAAAACAGUCGGUCUUAACGUCGGAAUGAGCGGAGAUGCGUCGGACGCAAGCGAUGCCGAAGACUCGACAGAGUACAGCAUUGAUAGACCGGUCGGUCUGGUCGGUCUACAAAAUAUCGGAAACACGUGUUAUAUGAAUGCAGCGUUGCAAGCUUUAAGCAAUGCCAUUCCUUUGACACGAUUCUUCCUCGAAUGUGCCACCACAGUCCAGAUCUUAUCCGAAGGGAAGAAACCGGGUCUGAGCAGGACUUACCAGACUCUAAUCCGGGAUAUGUGGAAGAAGAACGGGGGUUAUGUCACCCCGUCUGGGAUUUUAUACGGGAUCAGGAGUGUCUAUCCAAUGUUUCGGGGUUAUUACCAACAUGACACUCAGGAGUUUCUUCGCAAUUUUAUGGAUCAGUUGCAUGAAGAGUUGAAACAGGUGGCACCACCUGAGGUGGCUACGAUGACCGAUUCGGACACUUUUAGUCUAGCGAUGGACGAACCUGCGCUCAGUUCGAGCUAUGAUUCGAGCGAAGGGGAAUAUGAAACGUGUGAUUCUGGGGUUAGUGAAAGGUCUAGUCUGAGCGAUGAUACCGAAAGACCGGCAAGUAGCACGAAGAGGAGGCUGAGUCGGUCGUCCAGUCCGGGGAGGAGGAUACGGACGAGGCUACAAAGCAACACUAUGGUGAUAGACUCGCAGCCGAGCACGAGUUCAAGCAGCGCCAGUAUAAACAAGAAACAGCAGAAAUACCGCUCGAUCAUUUCGGAUAUUUUCGAUGGCAAGCUUUUAUCGUCCGUUCAAUGUUUGACUUGUGAUCGCGUUUCAAGUUGUGUCGAAACAUUCCAAGACCUUUCCCUUCCCAUACCGUCACGGGACCAUUUGGUUGUGCUUCAUGGUCGUACGACAGGUCCAACAGCGACAUGUUCAGAGGCCGUAAUUCCAAUGAACGAAGGUUGGAUUUCAUGGAUUUUGGCGUGGCUGAAGUCUUGGUUUUACGGCCCUGUUGUGACACUGCACGAUUGUUUAGCGGCCUUUUUCAGCACCGAUGAAUUGAAAGGGGACAACAUGUACAGUUGUGAGAAGUGCAACAAGUUACGGAACGGUAUUAAGUUUAGUAAAGUGCUCCAAUUACCCGAAGUACUUUGUAUUCACUUGAAGCGAUUUCGACACGAGUUGAUGUUCAGUAGUAAAAUUUCUUCGGCGGUCAGUUUUCCCUUAAAGGGUUUAGACAUGCGACCGUAUCUUCAUACCGAUUGUAUUUCGAAAGUUACAACUUAUGAAUUGUUUUCGGUUAUUUGUCAUUAUGGUACAGCCGGUGGUGGGCAUUAUAUUUGUUAUGCGUUAAACGGUGGGCAAUGGUACGAAUUCGAUGAUCAGUAUGUAACUCGGGUGCCACCCGAAAAAGUCCAGUCGUGUGAGGCCUAUGUUUUGUUUUACCGAAAAGUGACCAAUACGGCCGACGAAAUUAGGAGUAAGGCGAUCAAGUUGGCGAAAACGCAUUCCACGGAACCGCACGAGGUGGCCUACAUUUCUAAACAGUGGAUAAGCAGAUUCAAUACUUGUGCGGAACCGGGCGCCAUCGACAACUCGGAUUUUCUGUGCCAACACGGCUCCUUCCACCCGGACCGCGAAAUCGUGUUCGAACGUCUAGCUGUAGCUUUACCUUUGCCCGUCUACGAAUACCUCCACAAAAAAUUCGGGGGUUGUCCCCCUGUCACAAGUAUCAACAUUUGUCCGGCGUGUCUAGCCUUCAAUAACCGACUUUUAUUCGAAAUGGAAACUUUCGUUCAACUAAACCGCGAAAUGCAAAACAAGGAUGUUCCUUUAACACAUCUCAUUUCCACUUCUUGGUACACGCAGUGGCACAAGUUCGUCCAGAAGCGAGCCGCGGAUGCGCCGGGUCCUAUCGACAACUCGAAAAUCAACAUGAAUCAAAUUGACGUGAACGAAUGUGCGGAAAUAACCGAAGGGAUUUGGAAUUUCUUCUUUAAUAUUUAUGGGGGAGGGCCUGAGUUGAGGCUCCGUCCGAAGAGUUUGCAUCGGACGGAGAGCGAGUCAAGUCUGCCGAGCGAUGGAGGAGAACAAACGAAGUUUGUGAUACCAGCUUUGAAGAAAGAGAAAGUUGAUACGAUUGAUAAGAGUGUUUAUUGUUCGGGGGAACCCAUGGAGGUCGAGGAGAUUGAAGGGGAGAAUGAGUGUAAUGGAUUUGCGGAAGAAGGGGAUUCACCUAGUGAUACUUUACCUAACGGUAUUUGUGCUAUAAGUCAUUCUAAAUUAGCUAACGUUGACAACGACGUUAGUGACGACGAAGUGUGUAAUGUAGAAGUUAAAAAUAGCAAAAGGCACAGGAGACGAAGAAAAGCUUUGUCGAACAUUAAUUAACUCAGAUUUUUUGUACAUAAAGGUUUGUAUGUUAUUGAAGCAAUAAAUGUUGGGUAUUUUUAUCGACUAUUGUUGAUUAAUGGGAGUCACUAGUACAAAAAUUGCUACCGGGAGGCUAUUAAAGAUUGUGUCAAUUGACACAGUUUUUAAAAACCACUCUGUAUUUUCAAAUGCCAGGCCAGUAAAGCUUGAUUUUUGGCUCCCAUUAGUUGAUGGCAACCUUUUGACAGUUAUUUAAACUGGCGCCCUCGGUCCAUCCAGUGGUACCGACUGUUAACACAUUUUUUCGUUGGCCAAUUGUCUGAUGAGGUGAAUUUUUGUGGCUCCUGGCGGCCCGUUUUUUGUUUUUCGCUGAAAACUUCCAAGAAAUCGUUGGAAAAAAGUGAUACAUAAUUUUCGUUUUUAAGUUUCGAUGGAUUCAUUAAACUUAUAAUAACCACUCAUAAUUAUUUUUUGUUAUCGAAUUUCUGCCGUAAAUUUUAAUGACAGCGAUCAACGAAAAAAUGUAAUCAACUCAUUUGCUAAUGGGCGAUUAAUUCCGCUAUUUGAGCAUCGCUGAUUAAUCGCCCCGUUAACAAGUCAGUUUAUUGAAUAAAAAUAGCACAGGGUCUACUUAUCAAUUGGUUUGUUUGCAUUUAGUAUUUUUGACGCGGGCGGAAUGUGAUAAGUUCGUUUAGUAAGAUCGUGUAUUUGUUUAAUUGUCGACGUUGUGUUAAUUUAUUAAACGGCGACAAUCACUGAUUAAGUUACGCCAACCUUGCUCUAUUUAAGUGGGUGAAAAGUGGAGUGUGGGUUAUAAAAAUUAAGUAUUUUUGAAAUAAAAAAGCCAAACUAAUUUUAAGAAAGUGUAUAUAGUGUGUAAUACAAAGCGUAAGUGGGGCAAAUAUUUUUCCAUGCCAAAAAAUCUUAUAUAUUUGUGCAAUUAUUAAGAGAAAUAUAGAAAUUUUACUCCUGUAAUUGUACAUAGUCUAAUUUUGUUUGUAUCAGGUUUAUGUAGGUGUUAUUACAUAAGUCACUUAUUAGGAACAUUGUAAUAAUGGUUACGUUGCUUGAGUUCCUGGCUCGUCCAACGGACAGGAUUUUAAACAAUUAUUUCAAUUAUUAUUGUUAUAGAAUAAAACAUCAUUUUUCA
Messenger RNA from Tribolium castaneum (red flour beetle), 4155 nucleotides. RefSeq names its product Ubiquitin specific protease 20/33 (gene Usp20-33). NCBI's taxonomy places the organism in Eukaryota, Metazoa, Arthropoda, Insecta, Coleoptera, Tenebrionidae. Gene Ontology annotation, cellular component: cytoplasm. The coding region runs from base 237 to 3023 and encodes 928 amino acids. Gene Ontology annotation, molecular function: cysteine-type deubiquitinase activity; zinc ion binding. The record is from RefSeq and is a predicted model, not a curated record. The transcript is spliced from 7 exons. Gene Ontology annotation, biological process: protein deubiquitination.